Molecule: messenger RNA, 2211 nt
Organism: Dracunculus medinensis (Guinea worm)
Lineage: Eukaryota; Metazoa; Nematoda; Chromadorea; Rhabditida; Dracunculidae
Source: the annotation of a GenBank genome assembly
AUGGAUCAUCUUCUCGGUAGGUCGGAGGUUUUUGCAGCGCAGAAAUUAACGAAUUCCUUUGAUAUUCCUUGCUUAAGUGCUCAACAAACUGGAGCAUUAAUGCAGCUUUCCAGAUUGCCCGGAUUCAAAAAUGUGGUCUCCAAAGUUACAGGAAAUGGUAAUAUCGCCAAUUGGAUUGCUUCAGAUAAUGCUGAAUUAAAUAUUCCAGUGAUAUGGGAUAAUGAUGAAACAUUAACAAAAAUCGGUCGUAGUAUUCAUGGACUUUUGGUAGUUCAAGCGCUAAGAUCUGAUCGUCUUUUGGCAUCAUGCCAUCGAUUAAUUGAAUCUGCAUUUGGUGAUGAAUUUAUGCAACAGGACAAAGUUAUUAAUCUUCGUGAAAUUGUUGAAAAUGAGGUUUCUUCUGGACGACCUGUUUUAUUGACGUCAGCAACUGGUUAUGAUGCAUCAGGCAAGAUAGAAGAUUUAGCUACUGAAAUGAAUCGCGAAGUUACUUCAAUCGCUAUCGGCUCAGCCGAGGGAUUCUCGCAAGCAGAUGCUGCUUUAAGUUCUGCUUCAAAAUCCGGCCGUUGGAUUUUGUUAAAGAAUGUGCAUCUCGCUCCUUCUUGGUUGACUCAGCUUGAAAAGCGGUUGCAUACUAUCAAGCCUCAUCCACAGUUUCGUCUUCUUUUGACGGCUGAAAUUCAUCCCAAAUUGCCACCAUCGGUACUCCGUGCUUCUCGCGUAGUUGUUUUUGAACCAGCUACUGGUCUAAAGGCCAAUUUAUUGAGAUCAUUAUCUUCAUUAGCACCUCAAAGAAUUUCAAAAUCACCGGCAGAACGUUCUCGAUUGUACUUCUUAAUAUGUUGGCUUCACGCUCUUGUGCAAGAGCGGUUACGCUAUACCCCGUUAGGGUGGGCGAAUUCGUAUGAGUUUUCUGAUGCUGAUUUACGUGUUGCCUCAGAUACUUUAGAUGCAGCAGUUGAUUCUGUUGCAAUGGGUCGGAGCAAUGUUUCGCCCGAAAAAUUACCAUGGCUUACUUUAAAAACAUUAUUUUCACAAUGUAUAUAUGGUGGAAAAAUCGAUAACAAUUUUGAUCAGGCAAGUAUUUUCUUAAAUUUAAUGUUAUUAGAUGCUUUCCUGGAAAAACUUUUCAUAUCCAACUCCUUUGAUGCUGAUCGGAUAUUAAUAUCCAAUAUUGAUGGCCAUGGAUCGAAUUUAUGUAUUCCUGAUGGUACAUCAAGAGAAAUGUUGAUUUCUUGGGUGGAAAGCAUUCAACAUAUUCAACUUCCUAAUUGGCUUGGUUUGCCAAAUAAUGCUGAGAAGGUUUUGUUGACUGUCAGAGGAGAAAGUAUGUUGGCAAAUCUUAUGAAGGUUUCUGAUGAAGAAUUGGCGUUCAGUGAUGAUCAGAAAGCGCAAUCUCCACCCUGGAUGAGCAUAUUGGCGGACCAAAGUUCUAUGUGGCUUAAGAUGUUACCAAAUUCCAUUCCUAAGCUAAAACGAUCUGUGGAAAAUAUCAAGGACCCACUGUUCAGAUUUUUCGAUCGCGAAGUUAAUUUGGGAUUAUCGCUUCUCUUAGAUGUUAGAACUGACUUACAAGAGGUUCACGCAGUUUGCAUCGGUGAGCGAAAACAAACGAAUCAUUUACGUGGUUUGAUCGCAUUUCUUAACAAAGGUCUGAUUCCAAAUGGAUGGAUUCGAUAUGUCGUGCCAAAAGGUAUUACUGUGAUGUCUUGGAUUUACGACUUUUCGGAGCGAAUCAUUCAGUUAAUUACUCUGACAAAAUCUGAUUCUCUCAAGAAAAACAGACCCUUUCAGAAAGAAUCAAUCUGGUUAGGAGGAUUAUUUUCACCGGAAGCAUACAUAACUGCUACUCGACAAAUGGUCGCUCAAGCAAACCACUGGUCACUUGAAGAAUUGCACAUGCGCAUUGAAGUGGAUACUAGUGAAGAUCGAACAAACACAUUCAAGUUGCAGGGAUUGCGACUCAUGGGCGCAGAAUGUCGUAAGGAAAAUAUAGUCAACAUCGUAGAUGAUGUAGGCACUGAUUUGCGAACAGUAUUCCUCUCAUGGGAACGAAAAUUAAGUGCUAAACCCACUGUCAAAUUGCCCGUAUAUUUAUAUAGAAAUCGAAAAAAUCUACUCUUUACGUUAGAUUUUGAUCCGCAGAACGUUGAAAAAACAGUAUUUUAUGAACGAAGUGUUGCUGUUAUAGCAAAUAAUACUUUAUCCUAA